This is a messenger RNA of Cynara cardunculus var. scolymus (artichoke), 1325 nucleotides long. RefSeq names its product quinone oxidoreductase-like. Gene Ontology annotation, biological process: cellular response to oxidative stress. The coding region runs from base 4 to 1167 and encodes 387 amino acids. The transcript has 5 exons. NCBI's taxonomy places the organism in Eukaryota, Viridiplantae, Streptophyta, Magnoliopsida, Asterales, Asteraceae. The record is from RefSeq and is a predicted model, not a curated record. Gene Ontology annotation, molecular function: quinone reductase (NADPH) activity. Gene Ontology annotation, cellular component: cytoplasm; cytosol.
CAAAUGGCAUUUGUACGUAUUCAAUCAAGACUGCGUCAAUCCCUGUUGUUACUAAACCCUUUUCUCACAGAUCGAUCUCCAAUUCUUCGUCUUCAACAACUACAACAACAGCAACAGCUCAAUUUCACUAAAUCCAAUUUUGCAACAGUUAGAGCAAUUUUUACAUCAUCAUCCGCCAUGGUCAAAGCUAUUAGGGUUCAUGAACAUGGUGGUCCUGAGGUCCUGAAAUGGGAGGAUGUUGAUAUAGGAGACCCUAAAGAUGGAGAGAUUAGGGUGAGGAAUAAGGCCAUUGGGUUAAACUUUAUUGAUGUUUAUUUCCGUAAAGGUGUCUACAAGGCAGCUGCAAUGCCAUUCACACCAGGUAUGGAGGCAGUGGGGGUUGUAACAGCUGUUGGUCCUGGACUGACUGGGCGGCAAGUUGGAGAUGUGGUUGCCUAUGCUGGGAAUCCAAUGGGAGCAUAUUCUGAAGAGCAGAUACUUCCUGCAGAGAAAGUAGUACCUGUGCCUUCAUCUAUUGACCCCACUGUAGCAGCUUCUGCCAUGCUUAAGGGAAUGACUGCUCAGUAUCUAGUCCGCCGUUGCUUCAAGGUCGAACGUGGGCAUACAGUCCUUGUUCAUGCAGCAGCCGGUGGAGUUGGAUCAUUGUUGUGUCAAUGGGCAAAUGCACUCGGAGCUAUUGUUAUUGGAACCGUCUCAACCAAAGAGAAAGCCAUGCAAGCCAAGGAGGACGGAUGCCACCAUGUUAUUAUUAGCAAAGAAGAAAGUUUUGUCGAACGUGUUGCUGAGAUCACAUCAGACCAAGGAGUAGAAGUAGUCUAUGAUUCUGUUGGGAAAGACACCUUCGAGGGAUCGUUAGCCUGCUUAAAAACACGAGGACUGAUGGUGAGUUUUGGGCAGUCAUCUGGCGCACCAGACCCCAUACCUAUAUCAGCACUUGCAGUGAAAUCGUUGUUCUUGACGAGGCCAUCACUCAUGCAAUAUACUGGGACACGAGACGAGAUACUUGAAGCUGCUGGUGAGGUAUUUGGUAACAUUUCGGCUGGCAUUUUACGGGUUCGGGUUAACCACAAAUAUCCUCUGUCUCAGGCAGCUCAAGCCCAUUUGGACCUUGAAAGUCGAAAGACCACAGGCUCUGUUGUUUUGAUACCUGAUGGGGUAGAGCUCUAAGUUUGUGCCUGCAAUCUGUGAGCAUCCAGACUAUGCUAUGCUAUGUGCCUGUGGCUUAUAACGAGAAAACAAGUGUUCUAUUUAUGAGUUGAAACACAUAUCCUAUUAUAUGCAAACCUUACUUUCAAAUAAAAUAUUUGGAUAACAAAAAAUCAAGU